CGGCCGGACCCCAAUCAGACCAUUAAACCUCAAACCCCUUGCUUGACCGGCUCAAUGACUUAAACCGGUUUGACAACCUUGGGUUUCUCCUGCACCCAUCCACCUUACACAAUUACACUCCAUAUUUAUCCUUUUUAUUCACUCUUUCCUCAUUUACGUCACUCUCUUCUUCUCUUAAUUCCUUCCCUCUUUUCUCAUUUUAAAUUUCUCCAUACAAUUUCUCAAUUGCCCAACAUAACCGCUCAAAAUCAGAAAAGGUAAAAACUAAAAACCCCAUAUAUCGAAUCAAUUUUACCAUCUUUCUUUAUUCUUAUUUAUUCAUAAGGACUAUAAUUAUAUUUUUUAAUCUUGAAUUCUUCAAUUAAAUAUGUUAAUAAGAUAUGAAAUUCUCAAUUUAAACAUUAGUAUUUAUUCUUCUAUAUGUAUCAUGAAGUUAUUUUUAUUGUAUUUAACAAUAUUAUAUGCCACCGAUUUUAUGAUCGAUUUUAUACCGGUUAAUCACCGGUUAUCCGAUAAACCUUAAACCUCUCACUAAUCCGGAUCGUUACCCGGUCCGGUUUUGACAACACUAAUAAAUUCGGAUACCAUUAACAUUUGACACAUUCAAACAAAAACUUCUGUUGACGAGGCCAGUGCCUCCGUCGCCAGCAGCGUUCCUCCGUCGCCGGCCAACCUCCCAUCGCUCUCAAUCGUCGGAAAACAAGUAAGUUUACUUUUUCCGACAAGUUUUCUAGUUUUCCAGCAUGUUUUCCAGUUUUCUGGCGAAAAACACGGCGGGCGGAAAAAAAAUUGCGGACGAACGCCGGCGAGCCGAAAAAAAUUUGCGGCUGGUGCGACGCCAGGACGAAAAAUUCUUUCGGCCCGCUGGCGCCUCGGCCGAAAAAAAUUUACGGCCGGGGCGACGUCGGGCCGAAAGAUAUUUUCGGCUGGGGGUCGCCCCGGGCGCAAAAAAUUUUCGGCCCGACGGCACACCGGCCGCAAAAGUUUUUCGGCCCGGCGAUGCACCGGCCGCAAACAUUUUCGGCACCGUGGCGCGCCGGCCCCAAAAUGUUUUCGGUCCGGCGGCACACCUGCCGCAUUUUUUUCUGGCCCGGCCGGUUUUUGUAUUUAAUUUAAUUUAAUAUGUUAAUUAAUUAGUCAAUAAAAAAUUACUUAAUUAGUUAAUAGAAAUUAGCAAUUAGUGUUAAUAUUUAUUUAAGUUGGUGUAUAAAUAUUUUUUUAAUAGGCGUAUGAAUAUUUAAUUAGUUAGAUUAGUUAAUAGAAAAUUAAUUAAUUAUGAAUUGAUUUAACAAUUAAUGUUAAUAUUCAGUACAUUAGUUAAUAGAAAAUUAAUUAAUUCGUGAUUAAUUAAUAAUUAAUUUUAAUAGUACAUUAGUUAAUAGAAAUUUAAUUAAUUAGUGCGCUUCUAAGUAUGAUAUUGUGUAAAUUUGUAGAUAAUUAGAUAUGGAUGAUGCGGGUGGGAGUGAGUUCUAUAGAUUCAAUGGUAGGGUUGUUGAUGCAUCAACACGAAGGAAGGUGCCUAAGAAGAAUAAGGAGAAGAAGCGCUCUCGAGAUAUUGGACAUCAGUCAGAGGCAAAUUUAGAGGAGGAUGAGUUAGAGGCUCCUACUGUAGUUGCUCGUUCGGCAUCACGGGCGUCUGGUUCCCAUGGGAGGAACCAGGGUGCUGCAUCGAGAGUGGUCUCGGCUGAGUUUGAUGAGGACGAUACUAAUGAGGAUAUCGAGGUCCCUCCACCUACGCGUGGACAUGGACGAGUAUCGUCUUGUACGACAACAUCACCUCCUGCUAUGUAUAGGGACCGAGUUGGGCGAUUCGUACCACCUGCUCGUGAGGAGACAGAGAGCUCGGGGAUUGGACGGAGUAGGGGAGGACGUUCGAGUGGUCCUCCACCGUGGGAGCUUGUUGGUGAGUGUCCUGGUGGAACUACGAAUCCUAGCCUCAUUAGGAGCUUCCGUGGCCACGCUGCCUAAGUGCUUUGGACGGGGGUUGGAGAUCGAGGGGUCAUCAGUUGCUACAGUCGUACAUCGGCGGUUGAUUAUCUGGGUAGCUACGUGUUUAGUCAUGUUGAGGCGGAGGAUCUGGUUCAGUAGUCAGGUCUCCAGCACCUGAUCUAUUCUAUGUUGACUAGUUGACUCCGCAGCGGUAAGAUUUGACCACUAGAUCGUUACUCUAUUAUAAAUAUACUUAGCAUGAAACU
This is a messenger RNA of Linum trigynum, 2195 nucleotides long. NCBI's taxonomy places the organism in Eukaryota, Viridiplantae, Streptophyta, Magnoliopsida, Malpighiales, Linaceae. The record is from the annotation of a GenBank genome assembly.